Encephalitozoon intestinalis ATCC 50506 is the source of this 834-nucleotide messenger RNA. Its product is annotated as dimethyladenosine transferase. Gene Ontology annotation, molecular function: rRNA (adenine-N6,N6-)-dimethyltransferase activity. Bases 1 to 834 code for a protein of 277 amino acids. Lineage: Eukaryota; Fungi; Microsporidia; Unikaryonidae. The record is from RefSeq and is a predicted model, not a curated record. The transcript has a single exon. Gene Ontology annotation, biological process: rRNA methylation. Gene Ontology annotation, cellular component: mitochondrial matrix.
AUGGUAAAUCCAAAGUUCAAUAAACAGCAUGGACAGCAUAUACUGAAGAACAUGGGAGUAAUCGACACAAUAAUAGAGAGGGCAAAGAUUAAGCCAACGGACACGGUGCUAGAAAUAGGGGGAGGGACGGGAAACUUGACAAUGAAGUUACUUCAGAAGGCAAAGAAGGUGAUAUGCUAUGAAAUUGACCCUAGGCUGGCAGCUGAGCUGGCAAAGAAAGUUAACGGCACUCCUGGAAUGGCUCAGAAGUUCCAGUUGUUUGUAGGGGAUGCAUUGAAGCAUGACUUCCCCCAUUUUGAUCUUUGCAUCAGUAACUUGCCAUAUCAAAUCAGCAGCCCGUUUAUGUUCAAGCUUCUAAAAUAUGACUUCAAAUGUGCAUUCAUAAUGUUCCAGAGGGAGUUUUCAGACAGGCUGGUGGCAAAGCCUGGAAGUUCAGAGUACUGUAGGCUAUCUGUUGGAGCACAGAUGCUUGCACAGGUGGAUCAUGUUCUAAAGGUGUCCAAGAACAGCUUUGUGCCUCCACCAAAGAUCGAGUCGAGUUUUGUAAGGAUAGAGCCUCGGAUUCCCAGGCCCCCAAUAGACCUCGAGGAGUUUGACAGAUUUCUGAAGAUAUGCUUUCUUAGAAAAAACAAGACUCUCAAGGCCAACUUUAGGAAUUCGUCUUUGGUCAGCAAGGUAAAAGGAAACCCUAGCUUUGAAAACACCACGCCAGAGGAAGUGUUUGAAAAGGUUUUGUCCAGGGCAGAGCUUGACGGGGCUCGGGCUGCCAAGAUGAGCAUUGACGACUUCCUUGCUCUUCUGUUGGAGUUCAGGAAGGUAGGAAUCUACUUCUAG